Messenger RNA from Haliotis rubra (blacklip abalone), 1158 nucleotides. RefSeq names its product hercynylcysteine sulfoxide lyase-like. The record is from RefSeq and is a predicted model, not a curated record. Lineage: Eukaryota; Metazoa; Mollusca; Gastropoda; Lepetellida; Haliotidae. The transcript has 8 exons. Bases 1 to 1158 code for a protein of 385 amino acids.
AUGAAAUCCUUCCAGAGGGGUCACGAAUGGCUCGCGGGGGCAGAAACAAUAGCCAGUCCCAUGGAUCUGGAAGGUAUAAAUGAAGCUGUAGAGUACGGGGGAAGGAUUAGAGAAGAGUUUUCUCUCCAGAAAGGCGAGAUAUUUCUCAACCAUGGAUCAUUUGGUGCUGUUCCUAAGUGUGUCCAACAAGUGCAACGAAGAUACCUGGAUGAAAUGGAGAGACACCCCGAUGACUGGUACAGGAGGAAUGCUUACACGUACUGGCAGGAAUCACAGAAGGCAGCAGCAGACUUCAUGCAUUGUGAGCAGGAGGAUCUCGUGUUUGUGGAGAAUACGACCGCAGGAGUUCACACAUUUGAGAUGGAGAUCCAAUUUCCGAUAUUUAGUGAGGAUGAGAUUUGUGAGAAAUAUGAAGACUUCUUCCAAUCCAACCCCAACACGAAAAUUGCAAUCAUAGAUGCCAUCACCAGUCCAUCAGCUGUGGUGAUGCCGUUGAAGCGCCUCGUAGAUCUGUGUCACAGGUAUGGAGUUAUGGCCGUCGUAGACGGUGCACAUGCUGUUGGUACACUUCCAGUCAAUCUCACCGAACUCGGCGCCGAUGUCUUUACGGGCAGUUUCCACAAAUGGCUGUUCACUCCCAGGGGCUGUGGAAUGUUAUACGUGAAGCAGGAACAUCAUACCUGGGUUCGUCCGCUGGUGACAUCCUGGUUCCACGGACUGUCCCUGGACAAACAGUUCUUCCUAGUGGCUACUGCAGACCAGACCCCAUUCACCACUGCCAAAUAUGCAUUUGAAUUCUACCAGCGGAUUGGAGGAAUGGAUAAGAUCAUCGGCUACGCAUCCAGUCUCGCCACAGAGGCACAUGAGUAUAUUCUCAAGAAGCUCCAAGCAGAGCCAUUACAGAUACCUCAGAGUAUGGAGUCUCCCACAAUGAGGGUGAUUCGUCUGCCAGACUUGCCUCAGUACCCAUGUACACGAGAAGGAUCGAUCGCAUUCCACACAGACAUGCGCAACAAGUACAACAUCCAGUGUGCCAUCGAGUUGAUCCAGGGUCAUCUACAUCUCCGCAUCAGUACCCAGGUAUACAACACGAUGGAGGAGUACAAGCGACUGGCAGACUGUCUCCUGGAAGUCAUUCAAACUAGCAGGAAACCCUAG